AUGUUCUGCGAUGCUGCCAAACCACCAAGGAUGAAAAUGAAGAGCAGCGAUAACAAAGAAUCUGCACGCGUGCCGCAGCUUGUGCUAAGAUACGUUGACCCCACUGCCUUAGAACGCGGUGCAAAGGCUCUCAAAGAAUUAGACAGCAGCCCCAAUGCAGCGCGGGCUUUCGAGGUGAUAAAACUGCAGGAGAUGACGAAGCAGAAAGAACUCCAAAAAGAAAUGGAACAGAUUGCUGCUGCUCGGGCUCAAGCCCAAACAGAGAGAACACGAACAGAAGGAGAAGAGAGAAGAAAGACAAUCGAUCACCAGCAGGAGCAGGAGAGGGUUACCGCGCAGUAUAAAGCAAAACUCGAGGCGUAG
Messenger RNA from Eimeria acervulina, 363 nucleotides. Its product is annotated as ATPase, AAA family domain-containing protein, putative. Gene Ontology annotation, cellular component: mitochondrion. The record is from RefSeq and is a predicted model, not a curated record. Lineage: Eukaryota; Apicomplexa; Conoidasida; Eucoccidiorida; Eimeriidae. Bases 1 to 363 code for a protein of 120 amino acids. The transcript is spliced from 4 exons. Gene Ontology annotation, biological process: mitochondrion organization. Gene Ontology annotation, molecular function: zinc ion binding.